AUUCUAGGCCCGCUGCAAGCAUGCCAAUAGGUUUAGCAGCUGCUAACAAGCAGGCACCUGUCUUAAUGCAUAUGGAGUACCGCGUUUCGCUUCCUGAUCACGAUUGGAUGAUAGCCGCCAGACACAAGUUGAUACCUAGCGUUUAUGCUGCAUGUGUAAUACAAAAUGGUGAAAUAGGACGUCCGGAAGCAGUAACCUACUCUGGACCAUCUUAUAUUGCCAUCAGAAGUGGAAAGCACUCGUCAUCGACCGCAUCCACACAUGCAUUUGAUUUUGAAAAACUUAUCACAUUAACUCAAUUCCGAAAUGUCAUAAAAGAUAAUUGUGGACGUGUUAAGCCGGUUAUUUUUGUGUCUUCUGACGGAGGCCCGGAUGAAAAUCCUAGAUACCCCAAGGUGGUUGCACAUGCAAUUCAUCACUUCCAAAAACAUGACCUCGACGCUAUUUUUAUAUUCACAAACGCACCUGGUAGAAGCGCCUUUAAUAGG
Molecule: messenger RNA, 488 nt
Organism: Rhagoletis zephyria (snowberry fruit fly)
Lineage: Eukaryota; Metazoa; Arthropoda; Insecta; Diptera; Tephritidae
Source: RefSeq, a predicted model, not a curated record